Molecule: messenger RNA, 2710 nt
Organism: Fusarium vanettenii 77-13-4
Lineage: Eukaryota; Fungi; Ascomycota; Sordariomycetes; Hypocreales; Nectriaceae
Exons: 1
Coding region: 59-2599 (846 amino acids)
Source: RefSeq, a predicted model, not a curated record
CAACACAACUCGACCUUAUCCAUCCCAAUUCCCAAGAUACCCCUAUACCAAUAACAAGAUGAAUUUGGGCGCCAAGGUCAAGGAAAUCCUCCACUCCGGCGACUCGGAAGAUGCCGCCAGAGGAGACGUUGAUCGCAACACUCCAGGAUCUUUCCCAGUCGACGACAUGACAUCCGCCGAAUCCCAGAAGCAUACGUCUUCUAGCCACGAGCACAACAAGCUACACAAGCCAAAUGACCCUCGAGGAUGGUCCGAGGAUGAUACGAGAGCUCGUGGUCAUGGUUACACUGACUCUGGAAUCGGUUUGACCGAACCUCAUGACACCCAGACCAACACUCGAGAAGUGGCUUCUGAGAAGCCCGCCGAACCCAUUCAGCGAACCGAUGACUACACCGCAGACAGCCGCAUUAGCGACACUACCAACCCUACGUCCCAAGAGCCAGUUGGUGACACUGCCGCACCAUCCCAAAAGGAGAACCCGUAUUGGGGAGACCUCCCCCGUGGUGCAGGUGUCUAUAACACUAUUGCUGGUCACGGCAGCCCUGAAGAUGAUACCCAACGCCAUUGCGCAAUCCACAGUGGCGAGACCAACCCCGCUACCACUUCGUCCCAAGCCGGCACUGCUGCUCCAGUGGGUGGUCAGCCACUAGACUUUGCGUCUCAGGGUUCUGAUCCCUACUCUGCCCAACAAGACACUCGUGAGACUACACACGAGAGAGCGCUCGGCUCACGUUUCAAUGAAGGUCUGGGUGGUGCUGCGGCUACAGGCAUUGCCGGAGCCGGAGCCUAUGAGCUUGGCAAGGAUCGUGGAGUUGAUGAGAGGGAAACCCCAUCUCAAUUGACUGGUACUUCCACCACCGCUGAUCCCUACGAUGCUCAGAGAGCCACACCUCCAUCCCAGCACAACACCGCCGCUGCGACCAAAAUUCCACAACAGGAGACCUCACCUGAGACCACAAACCUGUAUGCAUCCCAGCAAGUCCCUGAGAAGACCACCAGGGAGUCGCACUUCAAGGAGGGUCUGGCCGGAGCUGCUGCUGCCGGCACCGCAGGCGCUGGCGCUUAUGAGCUGAACAAGCAGCGUCAAGACGAAGAGACCCCCAAGAAGACAGAAGUUACUCAGCCUGAGCCAGAGGAGAAGAAGCAUAGGUCAUUCCCUCUCAUUGGCCGAAGCCACAAGGAUGAUACCAAGGAGGUAAAGGAGGAGAAGCACACCAAGGAGCCCAAGCCUGAGCGUGAAAGCAAGUUUGGUGGUCUCUUCCAUCGAAGUGGUAAGGAUGAGACCGAGCCCGCGACUGAGGAGGAGCCUGCCAAGGACAAGCACCACGGUGCCAUGGCUGGUACUGCUCUUGCUGCUGCUGGAGCUGGUGGUGCCGCGUAUGCUGCUACCAGGGACCGAGAUGACGACAAGAAGAUCCAGGAGGACACCACCACUAGCCAAUAUCAGGAGUCUACUGCUACUCGAGGUGCGGAUCAAUACUCCAACACUGGCUUGGGCGCCACUGCCACCGACACAUACCAGCAGCCCGCCACAACUCAGGGCACUGGCCAGUACUCCAGUACCGGUUACGAUCCUAGUAGUACCUAUGGUGCCCAAACCACCCAACCUUCAGUUACCUUUGCCGGAGACCAGCCUACGCAGUCGUACCAACAGGAGGGUUCAAACCGAGAUGGCAAGUUUGCCGCAGGUGCUGCCGCCGGUCUAGGUGCUGGUGCCCUCGCAUCUCACCAGUUGGGAAAGAAGCAUGAGAACAUCCCUGCCACUACUCAGGACUCUGAGAGGGGUUUCCAACCUCAGACUACCCAGUCAUACCAGCCCGCACAGUCGUACGGCAUUACUGAGUCGUAUGGAACUACACAGCCAUAUGAACCUACUCAGUCGUACCAACAAGAGGACACACACGGAGGUGACAAGCUCGCAGCAGGUACCGCGGCUGGUCUUGGAGCUGGUGCUCUCGCCUCUCAUGAAUUGGGAAGAAAGCACGAGAACACCCCUGCUACUACCCAAGAGACCGAACGGGGAUAUCAGUCCCAGUCGACUGAGCCCCAUGCGACAACCACGGCGAGAACUACUGCUGUUCCUGCCUAUGACACUUCCAGGAACGAGCCUGUGACCGAGUCUGACAACUUUGCCGAACGCUCGUCAGAGCCGACACUAUCCAUCACGCAAAAGGCCAAUGAGGGCAAGUAUAAUACUCUCGCAUCCGGCACACCAUCCGGUAUCAGGGUCGAGGAUUAUACCAAGGACCGAACAACCCAGAGGGAGCAUGUCGGUACUUCGUCAAGCGAGGAGAAGCAUCAUGGCGCUGGAGCUGCCGCCGGAUUGGGUGCUGCUGCUGGACUGGGUACAGCCGCUGCUCUGUCCCGCAGGGAUGAUGAGAAGAAGGAAGAGCCAAUCGAGCGCGAGGACGUAGCAGAAUCCAAGGUUGAGCCAGAGAUUGAACGGUCGGUUGAGCCUCAGCACGACGAGAAGCCAGCUGCUUCCUCUUUUGCCCCGCAGACGGGUAGCAGCAAGCCUGUCAUUCACCAUUGUCAGAAGUGUGGCGAGGCCAACGACAUCAGCCAGUACUUUACGUCUAAGGCAUCCGACAAGAUCUAAUAGCAUUGAGAAUUUACUUACUGCUGAGCUUGUUUCUAUAUUUAUUUAGUUAGCAUGGCUGUAAUAUACAAAUAGCCUCGCCUAUUUUUCAACUGGCUCCGUCUACAUUCG